Pristis pectinata (smalltooth sawfish) is the source of this 2227-nucleotide messenger RNA. It is a transcript of the gene fbxw9, whose product is annotated as F-box and WD repeat domain containing 9. The record is from RefSeq and is a predicted model, not a curated record. Gene Ontology annotation, cellular component: preribosome, large subunit precursor. Lineage: Eukaryota; Metazoa; Chordata; Chondrichthyes; Rhinopristiformes; Pristidae. Gene Ontology annotation, molecular function: protein binding. The transcript is spliced from 13 exons. Bases 616 to 2028 code for a protein of 470 amino acids.
GCGCGCCGCGGUCAGGCGGAGCCGGGAUGCACCGGCUGAGCGGCAGCCGAGGUGGGUCGGGGAGGGUUUGCCGCCUGCCUGAGGUGUCCAGGCCGCCAGCUCUUCCACACGGGCCGGCGCGUCGAAGGUGUUGACCUCAGAAGGGAGCUGUUACAGGCCGGGUGCGACCGGCUUUUGGCGAGGUUCGAGUAAUGAUCUGAAGGGACCACAGAACUUUAGUAAAUGAAUAUUUAAAAAAAAACAGCAGUUGGAAAUCUGAAAUUGGGGGCAAAUAGUGCUGGAAACGUGAAAUAGGUGAGGCAGCAGACGUAGAAAGAGAGACAAAAUUAAUAUUUCAGUUCUGAGGCCCUUCACGAGAACCGGGAAAGAAAGAUUUCAACAACAGAGAAGGUGGGUCCUGAAUCUUGAGACACCACCUUGGAACGGUUUUAUACACAUCGCACUGGCUGUCGAUUCUCACUGUGCAGGACAGGUUGUUGAGACUGUGAUUUCAGUCCAACUGAUGAACCGUGAUGUGGCACCAAGUGAUUUGUGGAGACGUUUUUCAUCAAUGUUCUUCAGCUGAAGACCAUUCCUGAAAUCCUGUUCUGCUGACCCUGGGGCAGUGAGGGCAGGAUGGCAAGUGAACCGGGUGAUGGCCCCUGCGACCAGCCUCAGACCGAGGGUGAGUUGGAUCUGGAGCAGGAGGAUGAGCUGGAGCUCCAGGCCCAGGAGUACGUGGACCGGGUGCGGAACCCCGAGCUGUGCGGCCCCAGGCCCCAGAGCUGCCCACUGGAGCCUAGCGGUGACCAGCAGCCGCGCAGCAGCAGGUCCAGCGCCUCUGACCUGAGCGUGAAGCUGCGAUCCAGUCAGCUGCUGCCCGCUGACAACAUGCAGUCCAGCCUGCUCUCUCUCCCCUGGGAGCUUAUCUUGGAGAUCUGCUCCUACCUGGAUGCUAGGUUUGUGCUUGGAGUCCUCCCGUUGGUUUGCCGAGCAUUCCAGUGUGUCCUGACGGAUGAGGUGACCUGGAGAAUCCGAGCACAGAAGAUCCUUGGCUUGAGCUACCCAGUGUUGGAAGGUAAAGGUUUUGAUUGGCCAACUGCUUGCAUUGAGCUCGAAGAGCACCUUUACCAUUGGUCAGGCACCAACCCGAAGGUGGAGCAUUUCUCACUGAGCGAUGGGCACUUUGCCUCAGUGGACUCAGUGCUACUGAUUCAGAAUGCUUCACUCUGUAUUUCGGGAUCCAGGGACCGGAACGUUAACAUCUGGGACCUGAGGCAUUUGACCCAGGAUGGUGAGAAAGCGCUGGUGAAAACACUUGGACACCAACCACGGGGAACUCACAGGGGCUGGGUGUGGGCUCUCGCAGCCCAGGACAACAUGCUGUGCUCUGGAUCGUGGGACAGCAGUGUCAAGCUCUGGGACAUGGCUUCAGAGGGGGCGGCAGUCCGAGAGAUCAGAGGGAAGGCCGCUGUGCUUUGUUUGGUGUAUCUUCCCGACGUCCUGGUAACUGGAUCGUAUGAUAAAUUGGUCACCAUGUAUGAUCCACGAGCAGUCAAUUACCCAGUGGUGGCCAGUCGGAAGCUUCACUCCAGCGCGGUGCUCUGCCUGGCAGCCGAUGAUCGUUUUGUACUGUCUGGUAGUGAGGACAGGACCCUGGUGGUAGUAGAUCGCAGAACCAAUCAUGUUCUACAAAGGCUACAGUUGGACUCUUACUUGCUGAGCAUGUCAUAUGAACGUGGUGAGCUUUGGGCCGGGGACAAGUGGGGCUUGGUCCAUGUCUUUGACCAACAGGAUGGCAACUUCCAACAUGUCAAGUGUUUCAAUGUUGGCCACCAUUCCCAGCUUACAGGAAUCAGGCAUUCUGUGGGCACCCUGUACACUUCUUCAACAGAUAAAACCAUUAAGGUGCAUGUACCAACAGAGCCGCCUCACACAGUUUGCACUUUACCGCACAACGACGUGGUGAAUGGGAUAAGUGUGGAGGGGGAUGUGUUGGCAGCAGCUUCUGGAUCCAUGUCUGUGGAGAUCUGGAGAAUGACCAAGUGAUGAGGACCCUGACUCGAGCUCAGUUGUUUGGGUUUCUGCAGAACAGCACAAGGAGGUCUUUGGCCCAUGCCACCAGCAGCAAGACUACAGGUGGUGUCAAGAUCUCCUGUAAGAACCUCCACUGGCAUCAUGUGACUACAGACACCCCCCCCACCCCCCCCAUUGUUUUCCUAAUGCAUUAAAUUCCUAUUGAAUGAGA